AUGGAUCCAUUAGAUGAAUUAUUUGGGGAUAUGGAUAUGAAUGAACUCGUCCAUAUCCAUGCCCAGAAUUAUAAAAAUUAUUUGUACUCUUUAGAUCAAAAUUUUCCCGGCACUGCACCUAAUAUUCCUGAAGUUGGGGAACAACCAAUGGAAAAUGAGCAAUUAGAAAUCAUUGAGCCAAGUCAAAUCUAUGUAUCUAGUCAAUGUGUCGGUUCUGGUUUCUGUUCUCAAGUUUUCAUCGGUACUCACAAUGAUAGAGAAGUUGCAUGUAAACGUUGUUUAUUGAAGGGUGACAUGUUUUAUAACGAAGCCGCCAAUCUUAAACUACCAAACCCAACAAUAUUUUCCCAGAUUCUACUGGAUUCUCAAGUUAGACUAAUUCUAUUUUAUUAUUAUGGAAUUUGUCCAUGA
Molecule: messenger RNA, 411 nt
Organism: Dictyostelium purpureum
Lineage: Eukaryota; Evosea; Eumycetozoa; Dictyosteliales; Dictyosteliaceae
Exons: 1
Coding region: 1-411 (136 amino acids)
Source: RefSeq, a predicted model, not a curated record